AAAGCAGCAGCCAUGUUAUACGCUUGUGUACAUGUUUUUAUAUUUUAAGUAGCAAGCGAGGGUUUUGUUUUUUAGUUUGUAGAUUUUAUCCAUUUAUUGUGCAUAAAUUAAACACAGAAUCUUGCUGAAUGUGUCGCUGAAGAUCUUUUUGUCUCGGAUGUCAGUGACACCGAUUUAAUUAAUGGACUCCCACAUCAUCACCCCAGGUCCUUAUAGAGCCACUAAACUGUGGAAUGAAGUGACCAAGCUGUUCCGGGCUGGGAUGCCUGUAAAGAAGCAUCGGCAGCACUUGAAGGUUUAUCUGAACUGCUUCACUGCCACCACAGCUGUAGACUGGUUACAUGACCUCCUCAGAAACAACUGUAACUUUGGACCUGAGGUCACCAGGCAGCAGACUGUCCAGCUUUUAAAGAAGUUCUUAAAAAAUCACGUCAUUGAGGAUGUGAAAGGACGAUGGGGUGUGGAGGACCUGGAGGACAACAAUCAGCUCUACAGGUUUCCACCAACAUCACCACUGAAGCCGAUCCCUGCUAGUUCUCAAGGUACAAAGAAAAGGAGUUUGUCUUUGAAGGAUGGAGAAGGCUUCUUCAAAUUGAGAGGGUCCAAGAAAUUUGACAAAGAAAGCCAAGAAAAUAUAGCUCCAGCAGUAGAAGGUUCUUCCAACGACUCAUCCUUAGAAGAGGCUCGACACUGUCGAGAAAUCACAGAAAAAGAAAUUCAGGAUAUUUGGAAGAAUGUAGCAUUAACACAUUUACAGAAGUUGUUGGGUUUGCCAUCUCUGGAAACUGUUUUGAAUCCAGCAGGAGUCAGUUCUCACUUCAUUAUGUACAACAUGACCAAAGUGAACAAGCAUGGAGUUGUUACCCUGGACGAUAAAACCGAGGAUCUGCCUCACUGGGUUUUGUCCGCUAUGAAAUGUCUCGCAAACUGGCCAAAGUUUGACCAGCCGUCUUACCCAGGCUUUGAGAGAGAUGUCUUCAAAUCAGUGUCUGACUAUUUUCACAGUCUUCCCCAGCCACUGCUGACAUUUCAGUACUAUGAAUUGUUUGUCAACGUUCUGGUUUUGUGCGGUUAUGCUACAGCUCCCACUACUCAGCGUGGAAAGCGUAAAAGCCUGGACGAGCUGAGCUGUCCACAGCCAGCUAAAGCACCUCAUCUGAACUCUGCCAAUGCAUUUAGAUCCACUGAGUGCCUUUUGCUGAGUUUGAUAAGAAAGGAGUCCUUUGAGGAGGCGGAGUCCCCGAUGAAAGAGGUGUUUGCCACUAAAAUGAACACCCAGGUUGCGGGCUCCAGGGCACACUCCUCCAAUGGACGUCUACUUAACAGGUUUCCGCGCAGGAGCUGCUCUUUGGAAAGAAUCCUGGAUGAAUCUGAAGAUUCAUGCCCAAAGUGGCAGCUCUUCAGGUCUGCUGAAAGUCUAGCAUCCAUCAGGACUAACAGCACUGACCGUUCUUCCUCUCAAGGAAGUUCUCCAGCAGAUAUGGAGUCUAAACAUGAUGUUUUUUCCUCCAUAUCCUGUAACCCCUCUUCAAGUGAGACUUCUCAAAGCAACAGCAGCUCAAGCUCCCAUCUCGCCUCAGAAUGUCAACUCACCAGUCAGAGGAUUACCAAGCCUCGGCCCAGAAGCAUCGGGAACUGUCUUGAUAUAUCGGAGCACAGAGAAAUGUCAGCAAGUUGCUUUAGCAUCAAUGCACCAAUAGCAGAAAUUACUAUGAGACCGGACUUGUCCUCCUCUACCGUUAGUCUUCGAGGUCCUGGAUUGGUCCGUUUGCAUGGAAGUUGCUUGGAUGUCAACAAAGGGCCAAGCAAUAGCAGACGUUAUCACAGCUCUCUGGAUCUGUGCAAGCCUGUUGUGCUGUCUCGUCCCUCAAUGUCUUCUGUUGCACGUCGCCUGAGUCCUGAACAAAGCUUGCUGCAGCCUGCGUUGGAGCGUCUCGCCAUCGAGACACUGCAGCUGUGCACCCUUCUCCUUCCUCCAGUUUCUCGCCGCAAACUGCAGCUGCUCCUGCGCAUGAUCUCGCGCAUGAGCCAGAACGUGGACAUGCCUCGGUUGCAUGACACCAUCGGCACACGCACACUGAUGGUGCAAACAUUCUCUCGCUGUGUCUUGAGCUGUGAGGAGGAAGUAGAUCUAGAUGAGCUCUUGGCCACCAGGUUGCUGUCCUUUUUAUUGGACCAUCAUCAAGAGGUACUCCAGGUACCCAUGUACCUGCGUAAUGCUGUCGAACAACAUAUCGCCCAUCUCAGAUCAGAGAACAAACACCCCCUUCCAACGUACACAUUCUGCAAACAGAUCAGCACUCAGGAGUUUGAGGAGCAGAAGUUGUCUUUGUCUCAAGCAGCUGUUGCAGAGCUGCUGGAGAGCAUCAUCAAGGACAAAGGCAUGUCAGCCAAGGAGAGGAAGAAGAAACUCAGACUGUUUCAGAAGGAGUAUCCUGACAUCUACUCUCGCCGCUUCCCCACCACAGAGAGCGAGGCACAGCUUUUUGCAGAUAAACCAAAGAUCAAACCACCAAUGUUAAUUGGCAUGAGGAAAGUUAAAGCAUUUAGCAUUCGAAACUGAAUACCUCUGAAAAUGUGUUGUGUGUGUCGUGGUUAUGUCAUGGAUGCUUUCAGAUUAUGGGUCUUGUGUUGACUGGUCAUUGUUAUUGGAGUUCUUUGUAAGCUCUUGCUGUUGAGGGUCAAACAAAUUGCAGAUAUUGUGUUUAUCUCACCUAGUAAGAGAAGGGAAACAGAGUAGAGCAAGUGAUCUAUGUGACUGGGAUUAAUAUUAAGUUAUACUAUUGCCUGGGAUUGUAGUGUUUUUAUGUCACUCCAUUUUAACUGAAAAAUCUGGUAGGGUUUUUUUUUUUUUUAAAUAAACCUGGGACCCAUUUUUCUAUCUCUUUGGUUCCAGAUAUUUACAAGGGACAAAAACGAUUGAAAUUGGUCCAGUAUUGAUUUAGAACGCUAUAACUGGCAACUGCAAAACAGAUAUACAAUGUAAUCCUACAGGCCAAACAUCCGUGUCAAACUAAAUCACUUGUUUUGGCCACUGACAGGCUCAUCAUGUUGUGUGUGUGUGUCUGACAACAUGGAAGGAAGCUUUCCAGAGAUGCAUCUCUGUCUGUUUACCUCAAUAACUGUAAAGAAACUGUAGAAAAUGACUUUCUAGAGCCCUUAUUUUACCUUUCUCCUCUUCCAGUCACUUCAGUGGUUUUGUAGGAUUACAUUAUACAGCCAUGUUGCGGUUGCCAGUUGUACAACUCUAACUCAAUACUGGACUUAUUUUUUUGUCCCUGUUUGGACCCAAAAUCUGGGGCCCCGGUUAAAAAUCCCAGAAUUUUCCUUUAAUGGGUGAUGGUUCUUUUUGUUUGUUUGUUUUUUCCCUCAUUUUAUAUAUGUUAUUUAUUUUAUGCACAUAAUUGCUUUGCAUUCAUGGGAGCUAUAAAACAGUUUAAUUUGGUGUCAUUUAAGUUAGUUUUAAUGUUCUCUGUUCAUAGCUUGUGUAAUUUUAACUCUGGUGCCUUUGGGAAACUAAGCCUCUCUAACUGGAGCCAUAGGUGAGUAGGAUUUUACAUGAAAUGUUUACAAAAGUGUGACUAGCUAUUCAGUUAAGCAACAUUGCUUAUGAACCAAAUGAAGGUAUGUCUUUAUUUUAUGAUGUUUUGUUAGUCUAUUUUAUUUAUAUUUUAUCAGCGUCCCCCCCCCCCCAAUGUAACCAUUUUGUCCCCCAUAUUUUAACUGAUGUGUUCUUAUUAGUUUGUUGUGAGCUCAUUUCUGUUUUACCAUUCAAUAUGAAUUCAUGCUGAAUUGGCACCAAAAUUCCAGCAUAGUAACUUUUUUUAAAAAGUAAAUUCACGCUCCACAUUUCCAUGAUAGAAAAACUAGCAGUUGAUACCAAGUCUUUGCUUUAUGAUGGGAUACAUUUUUAAGUUUGAACAUUUGGUUUCAACCCACUAUGCAAUGGAAAUGAUUAUUGCACUAUUGUCAUCUGUCAGUUUAAAAGACAUCACAAUAGUUUGUGAACAUUUAGAGAAGAUUUUAGCCUGACAGUAGUAUUUUAAUAUUACUUUUUAGUAUUUGCUUGAGUACAUUGUUUUUGAUAUUAAAAUAUAAUUAAAAAUUAAAUUUCUUUAAUCUGCUAUUGAAGUCUGCUCUGGGCCAGGCUUUCCAAAAAAAAAAAUUUGCUAUGAUUGCUACUGAACUCAGUGAUGAAGUGUGAUCAUGAGCAAUAUUCAUGGUGCGAUGCUUUUGAUUUACACAGUUUGAUUAACUGUGCCCAACUUUUGUGACAUACGAUUUCUAUGGAACUUAUGCUAUGCAAUAAAAGAAAAGUAAUUAUUUUGUG
This is a messenger RNA of Neoarius graeffei (lesser salmon catfish), 4330 nucleotides long. It is a transcript of the gene depdc1, whose product is annotated as DEP domain containing 1a. The transcript is spliced from 12 exons. NCBI's taxonomy places the organism in Eukaryota, Metazoa, Chordata, Actinopteri, Siluriformes, Ariidae. Gene Ontology annotation, biological process: intracellular signal transduction. Bases 182 to 2563 code for a protein of 793 amino acids. The record is from RefSeq and is a predicted model, not a curated record.